UCUCUUCCAGGCUGCUGAAUCGGGAAUAAUAAAAGUGAAAACAAUAGCUGCACGGAACACUGAUAUUCUGGCAGCAUUGAAAGAGAACAGCUCAGAGGUAGUUCAGCCUUUCCUAAUGGGCUGUGGAACGAAGGAACCAAAGAUCACUCAGCUGUGUCUAGCAGCCAUACAGAGGCUCAUGUCCCAUGAAGUUGUUUCAGAGGCUGCAGCAGGAAACAUUAUUAAUAUGCUUUGGCAACUGAUGGAAAACAGUCUUGAAGAACUUAAAUUGCUCCAGACAGUUCUUGUGCUUUUAACAACCAAUACAGUUGUGCAUGAUGAAGCACUGUCCAAGGCAAUUGUACUUUGUUUUCGAUUGCACUUCACAAAAGAUAAUAUCACAAAUAAUACUGCAGCAGCUACAGUGCGGCAGGUAGUUACUGUUGUAUUUGAGAGAGUGGUUGCUGAAGAUGAACGAUACAAAGAUACUAUUGACCAGCCGGUUGCAGUUCAAGGGAAUAGUAACAGAAGAUCUGUCAGUACACUGAAGCCAUGUGCUAAAGAUGCAUAUAUGCUUUUUCAGGAUCUUUGUCAGUUAGUUAAUGCUGAUGCUCCCUACUGGCUCGUGGGUAUGACAGAAAUGACCCGGACAUUUGGCCUUGAACUUCUUGAGUCAGUCCUCAAUGACUUUCCACAAGUGUUUUUACAACAUCAGGAAUUCAGUUUUCUUCUUAAAGAAAGGGUAUGCCCUCUUGUUAUAAAGCUCUUCUCCCCAAAUAUCAAAUUCAGGCAAGGUUCCAGCACAUCAUCUUCCCCAGCACCAGUGGAAAAACCAUACUUCCCCAUCUGUAUGCGUUUGCUGAGAGUAGUUUCUGUUUUGAUUAAGCAGUUUUACAGUUUGCUGGUAACAGAAUGUGAAAUCUUUCUGUCAUUGCUGGUUAAGUUUCUGGAUGCAGACAAACCACAGUGGCUAAGAGCUGUUGCAGUAGAAUCUAUACACAGGCUUUGUGUGCAGCCUCAGCUAUUAAGGUCCUUCUGUCAAUCGUAUGAUAUGAAGCAACAUUCCACUAAAGUUUUCCGUGAUAUUGUGAAUGCACUGGGGUCUUUCAUCCAGUCACUAUUUCUUGUACCAAGCACAGGGAACACAUCAGCAACACCAAACCAAACUGGAAGCAAUGCAUCAGGGAAUACUGGCUCAGCACAAACUAACCCGGGAGUGCUUGGAAUGGGAGGAGGUGCAACUGUAUUACCUGCCUUUGAGUACCGAGGCACUUGGAUACCUAUCCUGAAUGUAACAGUACAAGGCAGUGCUAAAGCUACCUAUUUGGAAAUGCUGGACAAAGUAGAGCCACCUAUGAUCCCUGAAGGCUAUGCCAUGUCGGUGGCAUUUCACUGUUUGCUGGAUCUUGUCCGUGGUAUCACUACCAUGAUUGAAGGAGAGCUGGGAGAGGCAGAAACAGUCAGUCAAACCACAACAGAGACAACUUCAUUACCAGCACAGUCUUCAGAGCAGCGACACUUGCACUCUGUAUCUGACCAAUCAGAGAAAGAACUAGUUAGCAGAGCUGUCUGGGAAGAAAUGGUGAAUGCUUGUUGGUGUGGUCUUCUGGCUGCUUUAUCCCUCCUACUUGAUGCAAGCACUGAUGAAGCUGCCACUGAAAAUAUUCUAAAAGCAGAAUUGACCAUGGCUGCACUUUGUGGACGACUGGGUCUUGUCACAUCAAGAGAUGCCUUUAUCACUGCCAUUUGCAAAGGAUCCUUGCCUCCUCACUAUGCCCUUACUGUAUUAAACAGCACAACUGCAGCUCUGACCAGCAAAUCAUAUUCCAUUCAGGGACAGAAUGUUCAAAUGAUCAGUCCCUCAAGUGAGUCUCAUCAGCAAGUUGUAGCAGUAGGACAACCCUUAGCUCUUCAGCCACAGGGAACAGUAAUGCUGACUUCAAAAAAUAUUCAGUGUAUGAGGACAUUACUCAACUUAGCUCACUGCCAUGGAGCUGUUCUUGGUACAUCGUGGCAACUUGUCCUGGCUACUCUUCAGCAUCUUGUGUGGAUUCUGGGACUGAAGCCUGGUGUUGGAGGUGCAUUAAAACCUGGAAGAGCUGUAGAAGGGCCCAGCACAGUUCUGACUACAGCAGUUAUGACUGAUUUGCCAGUUAUAUCCAACAUACUUUCAAGGCUUUUUGAAAGCUCACAGUACCUUGAUGACGUGUCUUUACAUCACUUAAUAAAUGCCCUUUGCUCCUUGUCUCUGGAAGCCAUGGAUAUGGCUUAUGGAAACAAUAAGGAACCAUCGCUUUUUGCUGUUGCUAAAUUACUGGAAACAGGAUUAGUUAACAUGCACAGGAUUGAGAUUCUUUGGAGACCUCUGACUGGUCAUCUUCUGGAGGUCUGUCAGCAUCCAAACUCCAGAAUGAGAGAAUGGGGAGCAGAAGCUUUAACUUCUCUCAUUAAAGCAGGACUGACAUUCAACCAUGAUCCUCCAUUAUCUCAAAAUCAGAGACUGCAGUUGCUUUUAUUGAAUCCACUAAAGGAACUGUCAAACAUUAGUCAUCCUGAUAUCAGGAUCAAGCAGCUGGAAUGUGUGCUACAGAUUUUGCAAAGUCAGGGUGACAGCUUAGGACCUGGUUGGCCAUUGGUGCUUGGAGUCAUGGGGGCAAUCCGAAGUGAUCAGGGAGAGUCCUUAAUACGGACUGCAUUCCAGUGUCUUCAGUUGGUUGUGACAGACUUUCUUCCAACAAUGCCAUGUACUUGUCUACAGAUAGUUGUUGAAGUUGCAGGAAGCUUUGGACUUCACAAUCAAGAGCUAAAUAUUAGCUUAACUUCAAUUGGUUUGUUGUGGAAUAUUUCCGAUUAUUUUUUCCAAAGAGGUGAAAUAAUUGAAAAGGAGCUAAACAAAGAAGAAGCAGUGUUGCAGAAACAGGCAGAAGAAAAGGGGGUGGUGCUGAAUAGACCUUUUCAUCCUGCACCACCAUUUGACUGUCUUUGGUUAUGUCUGUAUGCCAAACUUGGAGAACUGUGUGUGGAUCCUCGACCUGCAGUUAGAAAGAGUGCUGGGCAGACGUUGUUUUCUACUAUUGGUGCUCAUGGAACUUUAUUGCAACAUUCAACGUGGCACACAGUAAUAUGGAAGGUUUUAUUUCACCUGUUGGAUAGGGUUCGAGAAUCUUCUACCACAGCUGACAAAGAGAAGAUUGAAUCAGGAGGAGGCAACAUUCUCAUCCAUCAUUCAAGGGAUACAGCUGAGAAACAGUGGGCUGAGACAUGGGUAUUAACACUGGCUGGAGUUGCAAGAAUAUUUAACACCAGGAGAUACUUACUGCAACCUUUAGGAGACUUUUCGCAAGCCUGGGAUGUUCUUCUUGAUCACAUCCAGUCAGCAGCACUCAGCAAAAAUAAUGAAGUUUCCUUGGCUGCUCUGAAAAGCUUCCAAGAGAUCUUACAAAUUGUUUCUCCUGUUCGAGACUCAGAGAAGCCUGACACACCACCUGCUAUCAAUGUUUCUGUACCUGUGGUGGUAGGGGCAACAACUGCCACUAGUCUUGGCAGAUCAUUCAUGAGAACUGACUCCAUAGGAGAAAGAAUAGGAAGAUACAAUGGAUCUGAACCACCUGUAAUAACAGAUGAGAUUGAAGAUUUGAAUCUUUGGUGGGCAGCCUGGAACAGCUGGUAUAGGAUUGGUUCAGAAAGUACAAGGCCUCCAAUUACUUGUGAUAAACUGACUUUCAUUCCCAGCCAGCCUUUUCUUACAGCUUUAAUUCAGAUAUUCCCAGCUCUUUACCAACACAUCAAAACUGGUUUCAGCAUGGAUGAUCUCCGAAAGCUGGGUGUCAUUUUGCAUGGUGCUGUUUCAGUUCCCAUCAGUUCCGAUGCUUCCCCUUUCAUCCUUCCAUCUUACACUGAAGCAGUUUUGACAAGUUUACAGGAAGCAGUGCUUACAGCUUUAGAUGUUUUACAAAAGGCUAUAUGUGUGGGCUCAGAAAGUAUGCAGAUAAUGUAUCCUGCAAUCUUUGACCAGCUGUUGGCAUUUGUAGAAUUUUCCUGCAAGCCUCCACAGUAUGGACAGCUGGAAACAAAGCACAUUGCAAAUGCAAAGUAUAAUCAGAUACAACUAUUUGCACCGGCGGAAUGGGUAGCACUGAAUUAUGUACCAUUUGCUGAGAGAUCACUAGAAGUUGUUGUGGACUUAUACCAAAAGACAGCUUGCCAUAAAGCUGUGGUAACAGAGAAAGUUCUUCAAAACAUUAUUAAG
Phaethon lepturus (White-tailed tropicbird) is the source of this 4228-nucleotide messenger RNA. It is a transcript of the gene MON2, whose product is annotated as MON2 homolog (S. cerevisiae). The annotation marks the transcript as partial. Lineage: Eukaryota; Metazoa; Chordata; Aves; Phaethontiformes; Phaethontidae. The transcript has 28 exons. The record is from RefSeq and is a predicted model, not a curated record.